AAUUAGUCAUCGUCUAUGGACGGAAAGUCACAUUAAAGCUACAGCGAGUCGUAUUUAGAAAGGGGUCGUAUAAAAGUGUAGUGCCACGUGUCCUAAUUCACAAGUUUUCCAAAUUAUAGCCUACUGUCGACUGAGGUAGGCUACGGCAGAGCGUCAAAUUAAAGGUUUUCCCAGGACAAUGUAGACUUGACGUUAGGCGGAUGCGCCAGUCAAUAUUAGCCUACAGAAAAGCCAGCGAGUAUCGCUAAUCAUUUCCGAGUCCCACCAUCUAAGCGCUUAACCAUAGGGCAUUCACGUAUCAACGGGGUGAACUAAGGCGCGUAAACAGGAAUAAAAUGUUUUCCAUCUAAAAACCGGAAGUCGGUAACGUAGUUGGCCAAAGGCCGGCUAAUGUUACUUACAGCAGUAACAGCGGCCGCUAGGGUUGUAGGCGAGUUUGUCACAUGAUUCCAGUCGAAAAAGAAAGCUUGCCAUUAACCCGUGCCUUAUAUUGCUCUCGAAGGGUUGUGGCUUCGCACAGAACAAUGUCUACGUUGACUGAAGAGUCGUCGCCCAGCAAUCGGAUUUUACUCUCCUUGAAGUGAAAUGACAGUUGAUACCCCCAAGCCAUGAAUUUGGAGAUCCCGCGGACAUCGGUGUUCACCUUCCAGUCCUCGGUGCACUGCGUGCACGUUCUCAGCUGUCUGGACGAACAGAGACGGAAGGAGAUCCUGUGCGAUGUGACCGUUGUGGUGGAAAACAAGAGCUACCGCGCCCACCGAUCUGUUCUGGCAGCAUGCAGCGACUAUUUUCACAGCCGAGUGAGCGGCCAUGCCGGACACGGCCUGGUCAUAACGCUUCCCGAAGAGGUGACAGUGGACGGGUUUGAACCACUGCUCCAGUUUGCCUACACUGCAAAACUGCUCUUCACCAAAGAAAACAUAGUGGAGAUCCACAACUGCGCGGAAAUUUUGGGGUUCCAAAAUUUGGACAAAGCCUGCUUCGACUUCCUCAUCCCAAAGUUCGUCGACCAUGGCAAAAACGUGGCCAGAAUCCGGAGGAAGGUGUGCUGCAAGGCCAAGUGCUGCCAGCGGAGAUCCUGCAAGGCGAACUGCCGCAGUGGUGCUGACGAGGAGGAACGGGAAGAGGAGCGCGCCGACGCCGACCCGCCGAGCGCCGUCGGGGCAAACGGGGGCGACGGGACGCCGUCCCAGAGUUCCGCGCCUGUAUCGGAAUCGCCCGAGGCCCACGGCCCCGGCUGCCCAGAGGAGCACGCGGAAACGGACUACUCUCAGCUUUGUCCGAAGUACCGCAAGUUCCAGAUGGCUUGUGGGAAGGACCGGUGCUGUUUGGAGGACUGCGGCCCACAGGCGGCGGCUGCCCCUCCGGGCCCGUCCGGCGAGCUGUGCGCUUCUCCCUGCUCGCCGUGCGCCGGCGAUGAAGACAACGGAGCCGCGGACUUGUGUGGCGCAAACCAGCCAGAAACGGGCGGCGUGCCCGAGAAUGAGGCCGUCCCAUUGGCCGGCUGUCUCCCCUGCACACCCGAGAGCUCUACCGCCCUCGGCUUUUUGGCUAGCCCGGAUUUAAGUAGCGGUCCACCUGCGGGCCCCUCCUCGGUCGCCCCCGACUGCUGUCCGGUGGGUCUUGCGGAUGCCACGGUGGCACUGGAGGGGGACGAGGUUUUGGGGUGUGGUGGAAUCGACGGGACAGUGAGCUUUGACCCGACAGAUUCUGCCCUCUCCGGGCUGGUCGAUGAGGGCGGGGGGGACCGGAGCAGUGUGGAAAGGGAGGUGGCCGAGCACCUGGCCAAGGGCUUCUGGCCCGAUCCCUCCCCCUCGCAGGCCGCCCCGCUCCCCCUGGACCCCGAAGGCCAAUCGGCCCUGGGGAAGGCCGCCGACUUCCACUGGCUGAAACACCUGGACCUCACGGCCAGCACCGGGGACUGCCCCUUCCUGCGUGACCUGGGAGAGGAGGUGCAGCUCCCCGAGUUUGAGGGGGGCGCCCAGCCGGAGAAGAGCCCCUGCAUCUCCUCCGUUAAUUCGGGGGACAACUCGGACUCUGACUCGGAGGGGGACAGCGAGUCCUACAACAGCGAGAGAGCACGAGAGAUGCAGCUGCCCUUCCCGGUGGAGAAGAUCUCGUCUCUGAGCCGGAACGACUUCCAGCACCUGCUGCGGCUGCAGAGUCUGACGCGGGAGCAGCUGGACUUCGUGCACGACGUGCGGCGGCGCAGUAAGAACCGCGUGGCCGCCCAGCGCUGCCGCAAGAGGAAGCUGGAGUGCAUCGUGGGCCUGGAGGGGGAGAUCCACAAGCUGAGAAGCGAGAGGGAGAAGCUGACGCAGGAGCAGGCCCAGCUGAAGAGGCGUAAGGUGGAGACGCUGCAGAGCCUGUCGGAGCUCUGCCACAAGGUGUGCAGCGAGGCCACGCUCUCUCCCGACCAGCUGGAGUUCCUGGCCCAGUACUCCUCCCCCGACUGCCCCGCCUCCGUCCUCAUGAGCUCCUCCCCCUCCUCCGCCCUCAGCCUCAGCUUCAGCCUCACCCUCCAGGACCAGGAUCCCGCCCCCGCCGCCGUCUCUGCAGACACCAGUCCCUCAGGGGACCCCUCCCCCUCAGGGGACCCCUCCCCCUCCCCCUCCGCCUCCGCCUCCGCCUCCAACAGCCCCGCCCCCAUCACUGACAUCUGCCUGGAUGCGAGUGGCCAGUGUCCCGCCAGCGAAGCGUCACCGUCCUCCCCGCCCCUCCCCUUCUUUCUGAACAAGUGA
Messenger RNA from Anguilla anguilla (European eel), 2741 nucleotides. Its product is annotated as transcription regulator protein BACH1-like. The transcript has 6 exons. Gene Ontology annotation, biological process: regulation of transcription by RNA polymerase II. Bases 609 to 2741 code for a protein of 710 amino acids. Gene Ontology annotation, molecular function: protein binding; DNA-binding transcription factor activity, RNA polymerase II-specific; RNA polymerase II cis-regulatory region sequence-specific DNA binding. Lineage: Eukaryota; Metazoa; Chordata; Actinopteri; Anguilliformes; Anguillidae. The record is from RefSeq and is a predicted model, not a curated record.